UGGAUUGAAAGAUGUCUCAAUGAAAGUGAAAACAAACGGUAUUCCAGUCACACCUCUCUGGGGAAUGUUUCUAAUGAUGAAAAUGAGGAAAAAGAAAAUAACAGAGCAUCCAAACCACACUCUACUCCAGCUACUCUGCAAUGGCUGGAGGAGAACUAUGAGAUUGCAGAAGGCGUUUGCAUUCCUCGAAGUGCUCUCUACAUGCACUAUUUGGACUUCUGUGAGAAAAACGACACGCAGCCUGUUAACGCUGCCAGCUUUGGGAAGAUAAUAAGACAACAAUUUCCACAGUUAACAACAAGAAGACUCGGAACCAGAGGCCAGUCAAAGUACCAUUACUAUGGCAUUGCAGUGAAAGAGAGCUCUCAGUAUUAUGACGUAAUGUAUUCUAAGAAAGGAGCAGCCUGGGUCAAUGAAACAGGAAAAAAAGAAGUAACCAAACAGACAGUGGCGUAUUCACCACGAUCCAAACUUGGAACGUUACUGCCAGAGUUUCCAAAUGUCAAAGAUCUAAAUCUGCCAGCCAGUCUGCCAGAGGAGAAGGUUUCUACCUUUAUUAUGAUGUACAGAACUCACUGUCAGAGGAUACUAGACACUGUAAUAAGAGCCAACUUUGAUGAGGUUCAAAGUUUUCUUCUGCACUUUUGGCAAGGGAUGCCGCCUCACAUGCUUCCUGUAUUGGGUUCUUCCACUGUAGUAAAUAUAGUUGGGGUUUGUGAUUCAAUAUUGUACAAAGCUAUUUCUGGAGUUUUGAUGCCAACAGUACUGCAAGCAUUACCUGACAGCUUGACUCAGGUGAUCCGAAAGUUUGCAAAACAGCUGGAUGAGUGGUUAAAAGUAGCUCUCUAUGACCUGCCAGAAAACCUCCGAAAUAUCAAGUUUGAGUUGUCCAGAAGGUUUUCACAAAUUCUCCGGCGGCAGACCUCAUUAAAUCAUCUCUGCCAGGCAUCAAGAACGGUGAUCCACAGUGCAGACAUUACCUUUCAAAUGCUGGAGGACUGGAGGAAUGUGGAUCUGAACAGCAUUACCAAACAAACUCUGUAUACCAUGGAGGAUUCGCGUGAGGAGCACAGAAAGCUCAUCAUACAAUUGUAUCAGGAAUUUGAUCAUCUUUUGGAGGAGCAGUCACCCAUUGAGUCCUACAUUGAGUGGCUGGAUUCCAUGGUGGACAGAUGCGUUGUGAAGGUAGCUGCCAAGAGACAAGGUUCUUUGAAGAAAGUGGCUCAACAGUUCCUCUUGAUGUGGUCCUGCUUUGGCACACGAGUGAUUCGGGACAUGACUUUGCACAGUGCACCCAGCUUUGGGUCUUUUCACCUUAUUCACUUGAUGUUUGAUGACUACGUAUUAUACCUGUUAGAAUCACUGCAUUGUCAGGAGAGAGCUAAUGAGUUAAUGAGGGCAAUGAAAGGAGAAGGAAGCACAGCAGAAAUACAAGAAGAAAUUAUAUUGACAGAACCUGCUCCUCCAACUCCCUCCCCAGUGCCAUUCUCUCCAGCUAAAUCUGCCACCUUGGUGGAAGUGCCGUCUGCACCCUCACCUGUGAGCAGUCAAUCCCCAGAGUACGCUAGCAUAGCAACUACAACAGCUAUGCAGUCCUAUACAUGGUCACUCACGUACACUGUGACAACAGCUGCUGGGUCACCUGCUGAAAACUCGCAACAGCUGCCCUGCAUGAGAAGUCCUCAUGUGCCUUCUUCAUCUGUCACACACAGGAUACCUGUUUACCCCCACAGAGAGGAACACGGGUACACAGGAAGCUACAACUAUGGUAGCUAUAGCAACCAGCACCCUUAUCCAAUGCAGAGUCAAUAUCCAUCUCUAUCACAUGACACUACUAUUUCUGGACCACUUCAUUACUCAGCUUAUCACAGAAGCUCUUCACAGUACCCUUUUAACAGCCCGACAUCCAGGAUGGAGCCCUGUUUGAUGAGCAGUACCCCAAGACUGCAUCCAGCCCCUGUAACUCCUCGCUGGCCGGAAGUCCCAUCAGCAAACACGUGCUACACAAGUCCAUCCAUGCACUCCACAAGAUAUGGAAACUCUAGUGACAUGUACACGCCCUUGACAACACGCAGGAAUUCUGAAUAUGAGCACAUGCAACACUUUCCCGGCUUUGCCUACAUCAAUGGAGAAGCCACCACAGGAUGGGCUAAGUGA
Messenger RNA from Emys orbicularis (European pond turtle), 2157 nucleotides. It is a transcript of the gene RFX4, whose product is annotated as regulatory factor X4. Gene Ontology annotation, molecular function: DNA-binding transcription factor activity, RNA polymerase II-specific; RNA polymerase II cis-regulatory region sequence-specific DNA binding. The record is from RefSeq and is a predicted model, not a curated record. The transcript is spliced from 17 exons. The coding region runs from base 202 to 2157 and encodes 651 amino acids. Lineage: Eukaryota; Metazoa; Chordata; Testudines; Emydidae. Gene Ontology annotation, biological process: regulation of transcription by RNA polymerase II.